UAGUUUUGGUUUGUGCACUUUAAGUAUAGUAAAAUUGAUGAUACACUCAUUUUGUUGCCACAUCAUUUAAAUAAUAGCAUUGGAUAUGUAAGAAUCUUCCACACACGGUAAAUUCAAUUCAAGGUCCAGCUCAGCCUCAAAAUCGUUAUCACUAAUCAUAGAAUGCUUUGAUUACAGAUAUGCAUAAGGUUACUAAUUAUCUUCGCAAAGUAACAGCGAAAAUAUGUGUAGCAAUGACACUACUUCCAACAUGGUUUGGCCCUGUCAUAUCUGCUGCACUAUUGGUGUACAUAGCGUUUUUCACCAAAAUUUGGCCGUUACUCACAAUAUAUUUGAUAUGGAUUUAUACCGUCGAUAAAAACACAUGCGACGAGGGAGGAAGAAGUAACACAUGGUUGAGAAAGUUUUACUGCUUCCCACGGGGUCUUAAUUAUUUCCCUAUGGAAUUUAUAAAUGUCGCAAAAACUCCGUUGCAUCCGGCAAUGAACUAUCUAUUUUGUUGCUUUCCUCAUGGAAUAAUGCCGUUAGGGGUUGCAGGUGCAUUUCUAACCAAUUACGGAGGUUUUGAUGAAUGUUUUCCGAAUCACAUACGAAUCGUUACGACCUUAAGACACUUGUUCUUAAUUCCAUUUUAUAGAGAGUACCUUUUGAGCAGUGGUCAAUGUAGCGCUUCAGAAAGUUCUCUAAGCUACAUCCUGGGCCACCCAGAGGGAGGCAAAAUAGUGGCACUGGCGGUGGGAGGCGCAGAAGAAGCCUUUUAUGCUAAAUCCGGCAACUAUUAUGUUGUACUAAGGAAUCGUAAAGGUUUCGUGAAGGUGGCACUAAAAAAUGGAUCACCUUUGGUUCCAGUAAUUUCGUUCGGUUUAAUUGACGUUUACGACCAAAUAUCAAAUUCACAUUUUAGACGAUUUCAGAAUUGGCUGAAGUCAAUAACUGGAGUAGCGCUUGUAUUUCCCAUAGGCUGUGGUUUUUUUCAAGAUUGGUUUGGGAUACUACCAAAAUCUAAACCUAUAACCACACUUGUCGGGGAUCCUAUAGAAGUCGCGAGAAUUGAAAAUCCAACACAAGAACAGAUUGAACACCUACAUUCCCGUUUUGUGAAGGAACUUGUAAAAUUAUUUAAUGACCAUAAAUGGUCAUAUAUACCAAAUGCUAACAAUGUCCAGUUAAUUAUUGUGUAAGGAAAAACCUUAACAGACACUUUAUUUAGUGGUUGUUAUUACAAGAGUUGAAAAAUAAUGCGCUCCAAGCUACAGCAACAAAUUGGAGUUAUAAGUAUAACUUAAUAAGUAGACUGUCACACACGCUGCCAUUGAAUAAUUAUUACU
This is a messenger RNA of Photinus pyralis (common eastern firefly), 1328 nucleotides long. RefSeq names its product 2-acylglycerol O-acyltransferase 1-like. The transcript is spliced from 2 exons. Gene Ontology annotation, cellular component: endoplasmic reticulum membrane. Bases 180 to 1181 code for a protein of 333 amino acids. The record is from RefSeq and is a predicted model, not a curated record. NCBI's taxonomy places the organism in Eukaryota, Metazoa, Arthropoda, Insecta, Coleoptera, Lampyridae. Gene Ontology annotation, molecular function: diacylglycerol O-acyltransferase activity. Gene Ontology annotation, biological process: triglyceride biosynthetic process.